AUGGAUCCCACAGGAGAAUGGGAUUCGGAUCGCCCUGAGGGCGAGGAGAAGGGAGUCGUAGACAUGAGGUCUCGUCGUGGCCAGACAAUUGUUAUAAAGCUCGGCACGAGUUCAAUCGUGGACGAGGAGACACAUGAGCCCCUCCUACACAUCCUCUCUUUGAUUGUCGCCACAGCUGUAAAGCUCCGAAAAGAUGGCCACAGAGUCAUCAUCGUGUCUUCCGGAGCCAUUGGUGUCGGCCUAAGGCGGAUGGACGUUCAGAAGCGUCCCAAACGUCUCUCUUCCCUUCAGGCUCUCGCGGCCAUCGGGCAAUGUCGUCUCAUGGGCUUAUGGGACAGCCUAUUCCAGCAUCUUCGUCAGCCCAUUGCCCAGAUUCUCCUGACUCGCAAUGAUAUUGCCGACAGGACCAUGUAUAGGAAUGCCCAAAAUACCUUCAUGGAGCUCCUGGACAUGGGUGUUAUCCCCAUUGUCAACGAGAACGACACCGUUGCCGUCUCGGAAAUCAAGUUCGGUGACAAUGAUACCUUGUCCGCCAUCACGGCUGUCAUGGUCCAUGCCGACAUGCUCUUCUUGAUGACGGAUGUGGAUUGUCUAUACGACAAGAAUCCCCGUUCCAAUCCAGAUGCUCAACCCAUUGAAAUUGUAGAAGACAUUGCCGCCUUGCAGGCUGAUGUAUCUACGGCUGGCUCUGCUCUGGGCACCGGAGGCAUGUCGACCAAGAUUGUUGCUGCUCGCAUUGCAACGUCGGCAGGUGUCACCACCGUCAUUACCCGAGCUUCUACUCCGGACAACAUCUCCAAGCUUGUCCGCUACAUCCAUGCAACCAAGGGCUCGCCAUGUCUCACGCCCCCUUGCAUCCACGAAAACGGUGCCGACAGCGCCGAGGAGCUACUAAUCCAGUCUACUUCAUCGCUGGCACAAUCUACCCCCACGCUAUCACGAUCUCUAUCCUCGCUGGACCUCGAGAUGCCACCCUUGCACACGAGGUUCCUUCCCGACGCCGAUCCCGUUCGCGAUCGACACUUCUGGGUGCUGCACGGGCUGGCCCCGCACGGCACCCUCUACAUCGACAGCGGUGCUCACAAGGCCCUGUUAGAUAAAGCCGGUCUCCUUCCCAUUGGCGUAGUCGAUGUCGAGGGUAACUUUUCCCACCACGAAGCAGUACGACUCGUUGUCGUUGAGAAAGUAUGUCCUCCAGGACCGGAUGGAAAGCCCUGGGAAGGCCCCGGCAUCGAAGUCGGAAGGGCCAUUGUCAACUAUUCCGCGACCGAGGUAGCGCGGAUCAAGGGACGCAAGAGCGUGGAGAUUGGUGCGUUGUUGGGGUACGCUGACAGCGAGUACGUUGCUGCUCGGCAGUACAUCAGCUUCUUCAAGAGGGAAAGCCGACCUGUGACUCCGAGUUUCGAGCACAUGCCGUUUCAGCCGCCUCCUCUGAGUGCGAUUGAUUCCAUCACGGUGAAUCCCAUGUCACCGAGGUAG
Molecule: messenger RNA, 1479 nt
Organism: Scedosporium apiospermum
Lineage: Eukaryota; Fungi; Ascomycota; Sordariomycetes; Microascales; Microascaceae
Exons: 6
Coding region: 1-1479 (492 amino acids)
Cellular component (GO): cytosol; cytoplasm
Molecular function (GO): ATP binding; RNA binding; glutamate 5-kinase activity
Source: RefSeq, a predicted model, not a curated record